AUGUUCUCCUCCAGAUUCAUCAGACCUGCCGUCGCCAGAGCUACUCCUCGCCCCAUCAUCACCAAUACCCCUUCAAUCGCUUCCCGCUUCUUCACCACUUCGUCGCCCAGAAUGACUGUCCACAUCUUUGAGACGUGGUCCGAGGACGAGAAGUUCAAGGACAAGAUCUACUUCGCCAAGUUCGACGUCGACCAUCUUCCCGACCUCGCCCAGGAGCUUGGCAUCCGCGCCAUGCCCACCUUCAUUAUCUUCAAGGACGGCGAGAAGGUUGGCGAUGUCGUCGGUGCCAACCCCGCUGCUAUCCUCGCGGCCCUCAACAAGCAGGUUGACUAA
Molecule: messenger RNA, 333 nt
Organism: Sordaria macrospora k-hell
Lineage: Eukaryota; Fungi; Ascomycota; Sordariomycetes; Sordariales; Sordariaceae
Source: RefSeq, a predicted model, not a curated record